AUGACGAUGGAGCUGAGCGGGAGAGGACAAGCGGGCUCGGGAGCAGGGCAAAAGAGAGCUCACGCAAGCCAGUCUCUCCUCGACUCGCAUUCCCACUCCCACGCCCAGCCUGAGCGCAGGACUAGCAACUCGAUGCUCAUGCUCUCCCGCAAUGAUAGCACUUCCAAAGCCUCUCACCUCUCCCUCCGCACACCCUCCAGCUCGAGCGCAAUAACGCUUUCUGGAGAAUUCUCAUUCCCCUAUCCGCAAGCUUAUCCGAUCCAGUUGGACCUCAUGCGAAACAUUUUCGAAUGCGUGGAACAGGGUAAAGUGGCGGUGCUGGAAAGUCCUACGGGCACGGGCAAAAGCUUGAGCUUGAUCUGCGCGACGCUUACUUGGCUUGAGAGGAAUGGACAGAGAGGUUCGUUGGGUGUGCUGGAGAGUUCGCAGGCGCACGAGCUUGGUGAGUAUAGUAUCGGUGUGCUCGGGUGCGUGUAUGCGUGCGGGCAUGCAAGGGUGAAGGGUGUUUGGUCCUCGUGCUCGCGCUCAUGCUCAUGCUCCUCUGCUUUGCGACCCUCACGUCCAGCAUCGACCUCGACCUCGAUGGCCAGCAUCACAGCCACCAGCGCCACUGAUGAUGCUGAGCCGGACUGGGUUCGAGCGCACGCUCAAGCCCGUGCGAGAGCGGACGAGCAGAGGGGUCAGGUGGAGCUAAGGCAGAGGAUAGCUAGAGCGCGGCAAGCGCAGCAGAGGGAAAAGAAUUCUUCGAUGGCGAUGGAGAGGAAGAAUGCUGCAAAGUGGAACAAGAAGAAGAAGCGGGUGAGUGAGGUGCUGGUGCUGGUGCUGGAUGGGAGAUGGAACUGCACAGCGUCGCAUCCCGGCGACGUGAACUUCAUUCGGCUCACGCUUUCGAGUCCUCCUCUCACCCUCGCAGCGCCCCACGACGACAAGCGACGCCGCAUCCGAAUCCGAAUCGGAUUCCUACCUGCUCUCCAGCGGUUCAGGAGACGAAACAUCUCGUCCCAUCCCAUCCGACGAUUCUGCUUUUCUCUCUUCCGAAGUUCAAGCGCUCUUGGCUCAACUACGAGCUGGUGCCAGUGGAUCAUCAUCGGCGCGCAAGGGAGGUCCGACAUGGGGAUCUGCGAUGAAGGAGGAGGAUGAAGAUGAACCUGCUACGGUACCGCAGGUGUUUUAUGCUAGUAGGACGCACUCGCAGUUGAUGCAAUUUGUGGCAGAGGUCAAGAAGACGAGGUUCGGAAAGGGUGGGAUGGAAAGCGAGGGGAAGCGAGACGAGGGGCAGGAGCAGGUGAAAGAGGAGAAUACGAGAUGCGUCUGUUUGGCUAGCAGGAAACAGAUGUGCAUCAAUGAAGAGGUCAUACGUACGGGAGAGACAAAGGGCAUGGAGGCUAUGAACGAAAAGUGCAGGGACCUGGCAAAGGGUGCGUACGCGCGCACGAGUGCUGCGACCCGCUGAUGUGCGCAGCGUUGUGGCUAUCGCGAUUGACAUUGUCUUCACAUCUCCCUCGUCCACCUCUGUAUCGCUGCGUUGCUCGACUGCCUCACUCCCUCACAUGCUCGCUCGCUCGCUCGCUCACUCACGCAAGCAGGCAAAGGCAAAAAGCGCUGCGAAUACCUGCCUGCACAGGAUGCGCAAGGCCGAUCGCAGAUUCUGGAUUAUCGCGAUCGAGCCUUUUCGCGCGUCUCGGACUUGGAAGAUUUGGUUGUGCUGGGCAAAGAGAUGGGCGUGUGUCCUUACUACGCAUCACGCGCAGCUGCACGGACCGCGCAGUUGGUGGCUUUGCCUUACAAUUUGCUGCUCAGUCAGACUUCGAGAGAAACUCUGGGCACAAGGUUGGACGGGGCAGUGGUGGUGCUGGAUGAGGCGCACAAUGUCAUCGAUACGGUGUUGGAGGGAGGCAAGGUACACGUGGAUGAGGCUAUGCUACGCGUGGCCAAGGAGCAGAUCCAUACGUACCUCGAGAAAUUCGCAUCGAGACUCAAAGGCGUCAACGAGGUCAGACUGAGGGAAUUCAGAACGGUCAUUGAAGCUCUGCUCAAGUUUGCGCGCGAGUGGGCAAGCAGAGCAAAGAGUGGGAAGGAGGGCGGAAAGCAGGAACAGAUGUUGAAAGGCGCUGAAGUGAUGAAGAGAAUUGGAGGAACUCUCGACCAGAUCAAUCUGGUCGCUUUGCACGCUCAUCUGAGACAAUCUCAGAUUGCUAGAAAGGUGAGCUGAUGAGUGAUGCUGAUGCGCAAAUAGAGCUUCUUUCGCGCGCGAUCCUUCCCUGGACUACCCUCGACCUGCCUCGACCGAACUGUAAGAGAGGUACGCUAACUCUCCAAGUCUUCAUCCGCAUCACGACCAGGUCAGCGGGUAUGCAGACAAACAAGCCACGAAAGCUCGAGCGGGCAAUGCGGAGGAACCAACGGCUCGCAGCGCAAUCAGCUGCAUGCACGCCAUCCAGUCGUUCAUACUCGCACUCUCAAACAACAACGAAGAUGGAAGAGUGUUGAUCUCGAUCGAAGAGAUCCAGCAUGAAGCGGCAUUUGCUGUCCACUCUGGAACGCCAGACAGACCCCACGGAGUCGGUGCGGCGAGCGCGAGCGCGAGCGCUGCUUUGCGUCAGAGGCAGCGAGAUUCAGAGCGGAAUAGACAGAGCGUGGUCCAUCUGCGGUAUCAGCUACUCAACCCUCAAGAAGCGUUCAAACCUAUUCUUGAAAAGGCUAGAUCGGUCAUUCUUGCUGGAGGGACGAUGGAGCCUGUGAGUGUCCAUUUCCUCCUGUACACGAAGGCCAAUGUGUGCUUAUCAUCGACUUGCAAAGCUAAAGCCUCUCUUGACUGGUGCCUUUGGCGCUGCUUAGAUCUCAGACUUUACCACACAGCUCUUUCCGCACAUCGACCCGCAAAGAUUCCACAGAUUUAGCUGUGGACAUAUCAUCCCCGCCGACAACUUGCUCGCGGCCAUCGUGCCUAGCGGACCUAGAGGCACGACGUUUGAAUUCAAGUAUGAUUCUAGGGGCGACAUGAACGUUGUGAGUCACAUAUCAUAGGCAGCUUAAAAGUCUCACAAUGAACCACGUUCUUGACAAGACUCAUCCAUCUGCUUCUCAAUUUGCCUCGCUCGAUGUUGCGAUGCCUCUUCGUCCUCCCUGGAUGGCCAUUCGAUUACCUCCUCACUUGCAUUUGCCCAACAUGUUCAGCUGGACGAUUUAGCCAAUGCUCUUUCCAACUACUGCAAUGUCAUACCGCAUGGCGUUGUCGUCUUCUUGCCCAGCUACGCCUUUUUGGAAAGCGCGACGCGUAGGUGGAAAGAGAGUGGGGCGCUGAAUAGAUUGGGCAAUAAAAAGAAGGUGAGAGCGCUGUGAUCUCGUUGCGACUUGACCUUUGCAAGGAGAGGAUAGGAUGUCGUUCAAGGCAGUCGAUUUGUUGACUGACCCCAGACACGCCUUGAUAGAUCUUUUUUGAACCGAAGAAUGCGGCGGAUGUGGAUCGGGUGCUUGAAGAAUACAGAGCGGCGAUCGAUGCAGCGGACCAAAUGCUGACUGGGGUGAGUACGUCGACUGUUUGCAGAAUGAAACGAGCGACAUGGCACUGGCGAUCGAGGAGGACGUAUUCUGUCUGAUAGUUGCAAUCGAUUGGCCUGGUUCAUGCAGGGCGUACCGGCAAGGACGGGCUCCAUGCUGCUGGCCGUGGUGGGCGCGAAGCUUUCAGAGGGAAUCAAUUUUUCGGACAGAUUGGCUAGAGCGGUCAUCAUGGUCGGCAUGCCCUUUGCCAAUGCUGCAAGUGUGGAGCUCAAAGAGCGCAUGAAGUGAGUUGAGCUGGCAGCUCUUCGAGAGCGAGCGGGGUCAUACAUCUGAACAGGGCAUUGACAAGAGCUGACGAAAUGAUCGGGAUGCUGACCGGACAUGCUGCAAAAUCUCCUGCAGCUACGUACGAAAUUUGGCCAAGACUUCAUCACUGGACGUAGCGUCGACAGAGAAGGAUGCUGUAAGUUAGAUAGAUGACAGGCUCGUGGGUGAUUGCGUGCCCAUCAGUCUAGUCAUUCGCUGAUCCUUUAUCAUGCUCGCCGAACAGGGCCAAGAACUGUACAUUAAUCUGUGCAUGAAAGCCGUCAAUCAAUCCAUCGGUAAGCAGGUGUGCCGAAUCCCUCCCGGCGCUACGGCGCCAGAAAGUUCCCGACGCUGAUGCGCCCACGCUCUUGUGAUGGCAGGGAGAGCGAUACGUCACCAGAAAGACUAUGUGAGCUGGUGUUCCGCCUGCUCCCUCUCCGAGGACAUCUUGCUCCCUCUGGACUUUUCGCUGACCCAACCCCCCUCUUGUUCUUCCCUAGGCCGCUCUGAUCCUGCUCGACAAGCGAUUCGCUCGUGCGGAUAUACGCGCCCGUCUACCAGGUUGUCAGUUCCCCUUCUUUUGCCCCCCACCCACCCCUCUCGCCUCCUUGCGCGUCUCUUGCCGACAUUACGCUGACGCAGCAAGCACUCCCUUCAUUCCCCCCUCUCACAUUGUCCGACUCGCUGAUCCAUGCACAGGGAUUCGAGACUCGACCAGGACCUUUGAUCGAUUCGGACCGUCCAUAGCUGCUACUGGUGCCUUUUUUCGCGACAAGCGCGGACAUUGA
Messenger RNA from Ceraceosorus bombacis, 4595 nucleotides. The record is from the annotation of a GenBank genome assembly. NCBI's taxonomy places the organism in Eukaryota, Fungi, Basidiomycota, Exobasidiomycetes, Ceraceosorales, Ceraceosoraceae.